CAAGAAUUCAACCUCUAGAACUGAAGCAUAAGAAACUCCCCAUAUUUUACCAAAGAGAACCUUCUUACCAGCCUGUCAUGCUCCAUAAGACUACAACUUGUACUAUUUAACAGCUUCCCAUAAUUUCUUUCAUCACUUGCUUAGCAACAACUAUUUCUAAUUACAUUGCUGAUGACUUAUCCUGAAUUAUUACAAGCAAAUCCAGUUGUCACAUUUAUAUAUAUAUAUAUAACCAAUAUUCAACUUAUUACACGCCCAGCAUGGGCUUGACAGUUUGCUUUUAAGUUUUUGACCAGCACUACAUAAAUGACUAAAGAGUAUAGCCUCUUUGAUUAUUUGAUUUUUGCAUGUUCCCAGGCACAGUUGAUGGCUCUUCUUCUUCAUGGAUUUUGUUAAACUCAAUUGGGUUUCUCAUGAUUCUUCAAUUUGAACAUCUAUAUAUAGGCCUAAACUUGUACAAGAUCCUCACAAAGUCACUUUGUGCAAUAAUAUAUUGUGACUGCAGGAACAAUGCCUGACUGCUGCAAAACUUCUGUUGAGCUUCCCAUUCUUGACAUUUCCAAGCCGUUAUUACAUCCAUCUUCUCUGUCCUCCCUUGCUGAAGCCUGCAAAAAAUGGGGUUUUUUUCAUAUAAAAAAUCAUGGAAUCUCCAAACAACUUUACAACAAAAUCUAUUCGUAUUCGCAGGAUAUGUUUAACCUUCCUUCUGAUGCAAAACUUGAACUGGGCCCUUCAUCUUCUUUGAAAACUUAUACUCCUCAUUUCAUUGCUUCCCCUUUCUUUGAGAGUCUCCGAGUUUCAGGACCUAACUUCUUUGCAUCUGCUCAGAGUUCUGCAAACGUCCUUUUUAAUCAACAGAGCUGCGAAUUUAGCGAGGCGCUUCAGGAAUAUGGGAACAAGAUGACAGAGCUAUCAAAAAGAAUCAUAGAGAUUCUCUUGCUGAGCUUGGAAGAUGGCCUUGACCAUAAGAAGUACUAUGAAUCAGAAUUCAAGAAUGGCCAUGGAUAUUUGAGGAUUAUAAACUACACACCUCCAAAAUGUCUGGAUGAUGAGGUUGAGGGCCUCGGGAUGCAUACAGAUAUGAGCUGCGUAACGAUUGUAUACCAAGACCAAAUUGGUGGGCUUCAGGUGAAAUCUAAGCAAGGGAAGUGGAUGGACAUAAGUCCCUGUGAGGAGACUUUGGUGGUGAACAUAGGAGAUAUGUUGCAAGCUUGGAGCAAUGAGAAAUUUAGAUCAUCAGAACAUCGAGUUGUUUUGAAGCAACCAGUUAACCGAUUCUCUCUUGCUUUUUUCUGGUGCUUUGAGGAUGAGAAGAUGAUCUUGGCACCAGAUGAAGUAGUUGGAGAAGGACAUGCAAGAAUUUACAAGCCCUUUGUUUGUUCAGAUUAUUUAAAAUUCAGAGAAAGCAGUGAGAGAGGGAAGUUUGAAAAGGUUGGCUUUACUGUCAGAGAUUUCGCCGGAAUAAAUCUCUGAAUGUCAUGGCAGGAAAUCCAAGUUGAAAUAGUUAUUCUUCAAGUACUUUGGUUAUAUUAUUUAUUCAUGUUAGCUAGCUAGAGCAAGUUAUGGUUUGUAAAGUCAUGAGCUGGGUUGGUCGAGUUUGGGAGGCUUGA
Molecule: messenger RNA, 1610 nt
Organism: Manihot esculenta (cassava)
Lineage: Eukaryota; Viridiplantae; Streptophyta; Magnoliopsida; Malpighiales; Euphorbiaceae
Product: gibberellin 20-oxidase-like protein
Exons: 2
Coding region: 511-1473 (320 amino acids)
Molecular function (GO): dioxygenase activity
Source: RefSeq, a predicted model, not a curated record